AUGGACAUGAAGGUAUCUACUACUGCUCUCCUAUCCUGGCUUUGCUUGUUGUUGUGUUUCUUCCUGAUUGUAGAUGGAUCUGAAGCCUUUUCAGCGAAUCUAUUGCCAUAUUCAUUGGGUUCCACCAAGCGAUCUUUGACUUCAACAACCUCUCAUCACGGUCCAACGCCGAGCCAUUUGUUCUUUCGUAGGCACAGCCUCCAAACGGUUCCAAAAAUCCAAGCAGCACCAAAUAGGAAAGACAGCAAUGAAGGAACGCCUUCAUUUACAACAAUCGAAGAUGGCUCGCCCUUGGGUGUGGCGAUUGUGGCAAUAGGGAGUUUGCUGCUUCUGGGAAACAACGGUGUCGACGCUAGCACUUCGGCGGGAGAUUCCCCCUGGGCAGGUGUCAUUUUUGUCACGGCUUCUGUAGCGGCGGGAAUUUCGAGGAUGGUCCGAUACAAUAUACGAAAACAGAAAGAAAUAAACAAGGAAGAAUAA
Messenger RNA from Seminavis robusta, 480 nucleotides. The record is from the annotation of a GenBank genome assembly. NCBI's taxonomy places the organism in Eukaryota, Bacillariophyta, Bacillariophyceae, Naviculales, Naviculaceae.